AUGAUUGCACGGUAUUGGUGGGGGAAGAGUGGCAGGAAAGGAAUUCAUUGGUUGGGUUGGAGGAAAUUGUGUAAACCAAAAUGUUUGGGAGGUCUUGGCUUCAAAAACUUUGAAGCUUUUAAUAAAGCCAUGGUAGCAAAACAGGCUUGGCGUAUUUUAGAGAAACCCACCUCUCUGGUGGUUAAGAUACUUAAAGCCCGAUAUUUUCCGCAUGAUGAUUUUAUGCAGGCUAGUUUGGGGAGCUCGUCGUCAAUGAUAUGGAAAUCUAUUCUGUGGGGACGUGAGGUUAUUGAGGAUGGCCUGAUUUGGAGGGUGGGCAAUGGAGCUUCUAUCCGUGUUUUUCAAGAUAGGUGGAUUCCAAAACCAUUUACGUUUAAGCCGUUGACGGAUAGAGGGCUGGAUUGGAAUACUACAAUUUCUGACCUUCUAACUGCUUCUGGCUCUUGGAAUUUACCACUGUUAGAGCAACAUUUUAGCUUGGAAGAUCGAGAUAUCAUUUUUGGCAUCGCCUUGGGAUUAGUUUCACAGCUGGCGGGUGGCACUUUUGCUGAUGUUUUUGAGGCUGUGGCUUCAAUGAUGUCAAAAGCUGAGUUAGAGCGCUUUGCUUGUUGCGUGUGGAGUGCGUGGAAACUACGUAAUGACUCUUUGCAUGGGAAACAGAAUAUAUGA
This is a messenger RNA of Prunus armeniaca (apricot), 669 nucleotides long. Lineage: Eukaryota; Viridiplantae; Streptophyta; Magnoliopsida; Rosales; Rosaceae. The record is from the annotation of a GenBank genome assembly.